AAGCGCCUAGGCGCUUCAUCGCCCUCCUCCCUCGUUCUUCACCAGUUCACACAUAUCCCAUCCGGCACGCUUGCGCGGUCGCUCUAAUCAAUCAAGAUGCCUCGCAAUCAAAGCACAGCAGCCCGCAUCGGGUGGGGAGUUGUCAAGUGGCUUCCUUUCUCGAUUGUCUGCGCCCUCAUCCUCUUUACAUGGGGAACAAUGACGUUCUCGCUAGCCAUCUCUUAUAACAUGGUGCACGUGGGCGCGUGGCUCAAAGGGCUCUUGGAACUCAUCAUCACGCAGGGCCUGUCAGGCAUGACAUUUUGGUCGUUCCUUGCUGCGGUCUUCAAAAAUCCAGGAACCCCGCUGGGCAGCCAGCGACACGCUGGGUCGAGCUUUGAACGCCGCGAUGUGGAAGGGCUAGCAGUAUCAGGACAGAAUACAAACAUGGCCCCCAACGCUAGUAGAAAUCGGCCUGAAGCAGCAGCAGGCUCCGAGCCUGUCGACCAUGUCCAAGUCAAGGCAUGGGAAGAGCCCGAUGGUUGCGACGACCGCGAUGUGUCCGCUCCUCUCCUACCCAACUCUGGGCCGGUAGGGAUAUCCAGACUCUUACCAGGGCAGCCGCAGCUACCCGCACGAACCGGUCGCCAGCAGCUUGACGACCUCGUCAGUGGCAGCUCAGUACUUGCUCAUGGACGCGUAAAAGCCUCAGGCCUGAUGGUCAAGUCUUCGGGUGAUGCAAGAUGGUGUGCAAAAUGCAAUGGGCCAAAACCCGAUCGUGCACACCAUUGCAGCACAUGUGGCAUCUGUGUACUCCGAAUGGACCACCACUGCCCCUGGCUGGCAUCAUCCUGCGUUGGGCUUCGCAACCACAAAGCAUUCUUCCUCUUUCUCUUCUACACGUCGUUAUUGUGUGUGUACGCCUUUCAAGAGAUGGCGCGUGCACUCGUCCAAUUUGUCAACAUUGAGCUGGAUGGAUUCGAGACUUCCCCGAUCGUCUGGGCUGCGGUGUUGUUCAUCGGCUUCAUCUUCGGCGUCGCUGUCAUCCCUUUCACGGCCUACCACGCAUAUCUGAUCUGCAAGAACCGCACCACUAUCGAGAGCAUGGAAGGUUCCGGAAGAAUCCGAAUACAUGCAAGCGACACAAUCACAUCCAGCCGGCCUCGCCUAGAGAAUAGACUGCGAAACCUUGUCCGACGUAGCACGGACAGGGGUCAGGUAAACCGUCCCUCCUUGACGAGGGAGUGGCAGGAUGAGCAGUUGCCGGGCUGGAAGAGCGACGAAGUCCUGACGAAAGAGGAGCGGCGGGCUUUGAAACAAGCAGGAAAAGUGAAUGUGUACGAUAUUGGUCCUUCCGAAAAUUGGAAGCAAAUCAUGGGCCGCCGGCCACUGCUUUGGUGGAUACCGCUGGGAGAACCGGAAUCCGAUGGCUUCAGCUAUACUGUCGAUGCGGAAAAAUUAGAGAACCUACAGAGGAUUACUGCCGAUGUUCGGGGCCCUGGCGGCUCGGACUCGCAUGGCAGGCCGCCGAUGCAGGACAGGGACCCAAGAGAUAUUGAAGCACAGUCUACAGAAGGCUUUGCACUCUUCGCUCCCGAUGAUCAAUUAAACGAUGGAGGAAGGCAUGAAUGAAGGUUCAAUACAUUCUUACAGUGGUCGCUGAAGUAUCUCAUCUGCCUGGUACAACUUUUGGGCCGCAUUGACAACGCCUUCGGGUCCCAAAAAGGCCUCCAGCGCAUCUUGAAAUGCGUGUUGGGCGCGACGCAGC
Tilletiaria anomala UBC 951 is the source of this 1747-nucleotide messenger RNA. RefSeq names its product zf-DHHC-domain-containing protein. Bases 97 to 1611 code for a protein of 504 amino acids. Gene Ontology annotation, molecular function: protein-cysteine S-palmitoyltransferase activity. NCBI's taxonomy places the organism in Eukaryota, Fungi, Basidiomycota, Exobasidiomycetes, Georgefischeriales, Tilletiariaceae. Gene Ontology annotation, cellular component: Golgi apparatus; endoplasmic reticulum. Gene Ontology annotation, biological process: peptidyl-L-cysteine S-palmitoylation; protein targeting to membrane. The transcript is spliced from 3 exons. The record is from RefSeq and is a predicted model, not a curated record.